UUCAAUACCUCAGAGAAAAAAGAGAACAAUCUCAAGUCUCAAAGGAGCCAAAGAAGUUGCAUAUUCUAUGGGUGCUGCUGCAGCUAUUGUUAGAAACAUGAAUGCAUUAGUCGGCCCGGGCGUGAUGCUUCUGUACCCUCUGUAUGCAUCGAUGAGGGCUAUAGAGAGCCCUUCGACGCUGGAUGACCAGCAGUGGCUGACCUAUUGGGUUCUCUACUCCUUCAUAACCCUGUUUGAGUUAUCCUUUUGGCAAGUCCUACAAUGGUUUCCGUUCUGGACAUUCAUCAAGCUCGUGUUCUGUCUCUGGUUGGUUCUGCCAAUUUUCAAUGGAGCAGCUUAUAUAUAUGAGAAGUAUGUGAGGAAAUAUGUGAAAGUCGGGGGUCUGGUAAACACAAACUACCCCGAGACACAGAGGAAGGCUCUCCAGAUGAUGAGCCUCGAUGCCAGGAAAUCUGUGGAGAGGUUCAUAGAUACCUAUGGACCAGAUGCAUUCGACCGAGUGGUCAAAGCGGUAAGAAAUGAUUCUAAUAACAUAAACAAUUCUACUAUUAAGGGUGUGCGUUUCGGAGUGUAGCAAGAUUAGAGCAGUUAAAAUCGCACCAGACACUUACCUCUCCAGUUGAAAUUUUUGCGAUUAAUCACUCCAGUUCCAACCGUUCUUCCAAAUGCACCCUAAGUUAGCUUAAUCUCAACGGUUGAUCUUUUGACAUGUUUGCAGGCUGAAAAAGAGGCAAAGAAAAUGCACUGAAGACAAAAGAGUGCAAUUAGAGCUUCAGUUCAAGAAGAUGACUGUGGAAAUGUAUGGUUGAGAUAGGUGUGUGGUCUAUUUGUGAGUGUGUGAUUCUGUAAAGAUUGGAAACAAUAUAGCUAUACAUUUAAUGGGUACAAAGCUCAGUCGUUUCACAAA
Messenger RNA from Ipomoea triloba (trilobed morning glory), 907 nucleotides. Its product is annotated as HVA22-like protein f. The transcript is spliced from 4 exons. NCBI's taxonomy places the organism in Eukaryota, Viridiplantae, Streptophyta, Magnoliopsida, Solanales, Convolvulaceae. The record is from RefSeq and is a predicted model, not a curated record. Bases 68 to 574 code for a protein of 168 amino acids.